Molecule: messenger RNA, 1203 nt
Organism: Coregonus clupeaformis (lake whitefish)
Lineage: Eukaryota; Metazoa; Chordata; Actinopteri; Salmoniformes; Salmonidae
Exons: 6
Coding region: 97-879 (260 amino acids)
Biological process (GO): regulation of apoptotic process
Molecular function (GO): protein binding
Source: RefSeq, a predicted model, not a curated record
UUGAGGAGCAAAUCUGCUUCUCUUAUUCAUAUCCCACAGUCUGCCCUGUGUGUAUGAGGCUACGACUGAGAGACAGUGAAGACAGAGAGCAACACGAUGACAACCCACCAGCAGGAAGGAGAGCAGCGCUAUGACACCAAAGACACCACGCUCAAGUUCGUCACUAGACAGGAUUAUAUUACCCAGUUUGUAGAUGAUCACAGGGCAGAGCUGAUUCAGAGGGUCAGUCCGGUAGAGCCCAUUGCAGAUGUCAUGCUCUCAAAGGGACUGAUCCAUCCAGAGGUUAACUCUAACAUCCUGGCUGCCAGAACCAGCCAGGAGAAAAUGAGGGUGCUAUACGAAGCCAUGUCCACUCAAGCCCAGAAGGAGGCACUCUACAGCAUCCUGGAGAAGGACUAUUCUUGGGUCACUCAGGACAUCAAUAGAAUGAGGAUAUUUCCGCUGGGAAAAACUGGUGCUGGGAGGAGUGCAUCAGGAAACACAAUCCUUGUGGAAGGACAGAGACAAGAGAGAAUGGCAAUCGGCAUGGGCCAUAUUGAGGAGGAGAUGAACAAUACCAGAGUGCUGCAGCUGAAACAGAAUACUGUUGAGCGAGUACCAGAGGGACUAUCAAGGAAGUCAGCAACAUUCCACGUUAGAGUAAAUGGACUGAGAGGGGAGAUAAUGGAAAUCGACGUGGGCCAUUCAGAGGAGGAGAUGAACAAUACCACAGUGCUGCAGCUGAAACAGAAAAUUGUCCAGAGACUACCAGGCUGGGACAUAGAUACUCUGACGAUGAGAUACACAUACAAGACUCUGGAAGACUCACGCCUGCUCUCCUGUUAUGGAAUCCAGGACAAAUCUCUCAUUAAUCUAGUGCUUGACAAAUAUAGAGAAUAGAGCAUCUUCACCAAUCACAUCCUCCCACUACGCUACACUCUAAAAAAUGCUGGGUUGUUUGGUUGAUCCUGGGUUGCAGGCGUUGGGUCACUUAGUUGGGUUGUUUUCUUUAAACAUUGUUGGGUUAUUGGUGCUGGAUGCUGGGUUAUUGAUGCUGGGUAAUUGAUGCUGGGUUAUUGAUGCUGGGUUAUUGGUGUAUGAGUUCCCUUUAAGCCGAUGUAAAUCCCGUUGUUGGGAUACAGUAAGGUGGUAUACCUUAUUAUAAUAUGUAAUAAAUAAUCCAAUGUGUAAAAUGCAAAUAAAAUAAAGGACGAUUAGAAUUUG